This is a messenger RNA of Saccharomycopsis crataegensis, 1290 nucleotides long. RefSeq names its product elongin A domain-containing protein. The record is from RefSeq and is a predicted model, not a curated record. Bases 1 to 1290 code for a protein of 429 amino acids. The transcript has a single exon. NCBI's taxonomy places the organism in Eukaryota, Fungi, Ascomycota, Saccharomycetes, Ascoideales, Saccharomycopsidaceae. Gene Ontology annotation, cellular component: elongin complex; nucleus. Gene Ontology annotation, biological process: transcription elongation by RNA polymerase II.
AUGAAUUAUGGAUAUCCUCAGCCCAUCCCCCCUCCCAGAAAGAAACUAAAGUCAUUGAUGGAGAUCUGCACCAUUAGAUUACUUGCAAACGUACGAAGCAUUGACAAUGUGGGAGAGUAUCCCAGUUUCCAUCUUUUACGACCGGUACUACGACGAAUGGAUGCCUCGCAUCUACGAAGAAUCGAGGCCCAGUCCCCGGAUUUACUCGACCAAACUGGACCACUAUGGAAAACUCUUAUUGAAAAAGAUUUCCCAAAACAUACUUUCCUGGAUGAUGAUGAAUCUGUUGGUUUUUCUACAGUAUAUCUCCGACUAGAUCAAGAGCAACAACAGCGGCGGGCCGCUGCGUUACAUAAGCUUAAAACCAAUCAACAACAAUUACAACUGGCAAGAAACCAGAUAGUAGGGUUGAAUGAGGAGUCAUCAAUCAGAAUGGUGAAUUUAGUGGUGAACCGCAAGCGGAAAAAGCGAUUCUUUGGCGAUGAUUCGGAAUUCAAAUCGGCAGCGAUGAAAAAAGUCAAGCGGGAUGUCAAUGUGAGAAAUAACUUGUUCAAAAUGGGACCUUCACCCACUACAAUGCUACAAAGACCCACAAUCACUUGUAGUGGUUUCAAUAAGUCUAGUCGAAUUAAGAACUCUGGGUUAUUAGAACAGAUUCAAACAAAUUCUUCCUCGAGGUCAGGGAUUUUCACUCAUAGAACCAAUCGUGAGGUUAAAAGUCCGACACUUAGACAACCUUCCACCAACACUCGGAACAUUGGUAGUUUCAGAUCUAGCCCUACUGCAAAACAAACCACUACUCUAUCUAAAUCUUUGGAUCGACCUGCUAGUGCAUCUCAAUCAGUAGACAGAUCUACCAGUUCGUCUCAAUCGCUAGAUAGACCUGUUAAUGUGUCACUUCCACCUCCCUCCGCCCCAAGUAAACUUGAAAAGCAGUUCAGUGGACGCUCUAAACUGUCAAUUUUCUUACCUCGCUCAAAGACUGGUUCCAAUGUUGCGAAAUCCAAAUCGCCGCCAGUUGUCACAUCAUCAUCAUCAUCAUCAUCAUCAUCAUCAUCAUCAUCAUCAUCAUCAUCAUCAUCAUCAUCAUCAUCAAGAAAAAAAGAAAUCGGCGAAAAAAAGGUGGGACGUACCAAAUCAGGUUUAGAAUUGUUUGACCCUAGUAUAACAAGAUCUAGAUCUCCAGGUCCUAAAAAAUCCCUGAUGAAGAAGCCGGGGGUGGUUGUUAUCCAUCGAGAUAACCCUAAGAUCUUCACCAGCAGGCUAUUUUUGAACAGCAAAAAACCAUAG